Messenger RNA from Rhipicephalus sanguineus (brown dog tick), 1030 nucleotides. RefSeq names its product probable 18S rRNA (guanine-N(7))-methyltransferase. The transcript has a single exon. The record is from RefSeq and is a predicted model, not a curated record. Gene Ontology annotation, biological process: rRNA (guanine-N7)-methylation. Gene Ontology annotation, molecular function: rRNA (guanine) methyltransferase activity. NCBI's taxonomy places the organism in Eukaryota, Metazoa, Arthropoda, Arachnida, Ixodida, Ixodidae. Bases 148 to 978 code for a protein of 276 amino acids. Gene Ontology annotation, cellular component: nucleolus.
CGAAGGUGCGCACGUGCACGUCUGUGUGCUUGUGUGCGUGAAGUUCGCUGCUUUUGUGUCAUGAUCGUGGCAGUUGUAGCCACCGGAGGACAGUGCUGACGAGUGUUCGUAUCUUUUCUGUGGACGCUCCUUAAGUUAAGCUUUAAGAUGUCCCGAAGGCCUGAGUACUCGGCACCUCCGGAGUUGUUUUAUAACGAACAAGAAGCGCAGAAGUACACAAGCAACUCGCGCAUCAUGGAGAUUCAGACGGCAAUGUCGGAGCGUGCCGUGGAGCUUUUGGCCCUGCCAGAUGACGAGACAUGCCUCAUACUCGACCUUGGAUGUGGCAGCGGCCUGAGUGGCGACGUUCUAGAAGAACAGGGUCACGUCUGGGUCGGCGUCGAUAUCAGUCGUGCCAUGCUGAAUGUGGCACAAGAACGGGAAGCUGCAGGCGACAUGCUUUUGGGAGACCUAGGCCAGGGUCUCUGCUUCCGCGCAGGGUCGUUCGAUGGUGCGAUUAGCAUCUCGGCGUUGCAGUGGUUGUGCAAUGCUGACAAGAAAAGUCAUAACCCCGUGAAACGCCUGCACGCAUUUUUCUCCAGCCUGUAUGCUUGCCUGGGACGCGGCCGACGCGCAGUGUUCCAGUUCUAUCCGGAGAACGCCGAUCAAGUGGAGCUCCUCACUCAGCAGGCCAUGCGCACGGGAUUUACCGGAGGACUCGUGGUGGACUACCCAAACAGCACUAAAGCUAAGAAAAUGUUCCUCGUACUGUUCACCGGUGGACCUCAAAAACUGCCCGCUGCUCUCGGGGCGUCGAGUGAACAGCGUGACCAAAUCGAGUGCACUGAGCGAAAACAGCGACUUAACAAACUGCGUGGCAAGGGCCCAAAAAGCGCAGCUGCCUGGAUUCAAGAAAAGAAGGAACGUCGUCGAAGGCAGGGCAAGGAGACGAGGCCCGACUCAAAGUAUACGGGCCGGCGGCGCUGCGGUAAAUUUUGAGAGUAGGCUGCCAUACUAGCUCGCGUUUGUGCAUGACGGACUCUUAUUUAAA